Messenger RNA from Drosophila santomea, 549 nucleotides. RefSeq lists its product as uncharacterized. The record is from RefSeq and is a predicted model, not a curated record. Bases 1 to 483 code for a protein of 160 amino acids. NCBI's taxonomy places the organism in Eukaryota, Metazoa, Arthropoda, Insecta, Diptera, Drosophilidae. The transcript is spliced from 3 exons.
AUGGCUUGUCGCUGCAGAUAUCUUAAGCAGAUCUUCACUAAGUGCUGCUACUGCUAUUCCCUGCGCUUCGGCGUGCUGCUCUUCGGAUGCAUUUUUCUGACCUGGUUCAUCUACAUCACCCUCGGCACCGCCUUUAUGAUGGAGUGCAUCUUUCCGGACGAGUACCAGAAGUCCCUCAUCCCAGCACAAGCGGCCCUCAAGGCCACCAUGGUCUUCUCCUUCUUCGGCAUCAUAGUUUCGGCGAUGCUCUGCAUUGGAGUGCAUAAUAACAACGAGAUGCUGUUUCUCCCAUUUUUGGGUUUCGCACCCAUUUGGAUAAUUGUGCACAUUUUUGCCCUGACCGUUUACUGCUUUAAUACCGUCAUUAUCGUCCUGACUGUCAUCACAAUGAUUAUUUUACUGUAUGCCUGGCUUGUGGUUUGGUCCUACUACAUAGAACUGCUCUUCGCCUACGAGGAUGAGUUGGAAACCGGUUAUGUGUAGUACCCGUGUUUUUGAGUGUGAAGUAUUUGCUUUCGUCUAUAAUAUUUACAAAUUUUAGAAUGUUGA